GGGGUCCUUCCUCGCUCACCCUGGUUCCUCUCGGAGCGGACACGGCAAAUGGCGGACUUCGAUACCUACGACGAUCGGGCCUACAGCAGCUUCGGCGGCGGCAGAGGGUCCCGUGGCAGUGCUGGUGGCCAUGGCUCCCGCAGCCAGAAGGAGCUGCCUACAGAGCCCCCCUACACAGCCUACGUAGGAAAUCUACCUUUUAACACGGUUCAGGGCGACAUAGACGCCAUCUUUAAGGACCUCAGCAUAAGGAGUGUGCGGUUAGUCAGAGACAAAGACACAGACAAAUUUAAAGGAUUCUGCUAUGUAGAAUUCGACGAGGUGGAUUCGCUGAAGGAAGCCCUGACAUACGACGGUGCGCUGUUGGGCGAUCGGUCACUGCGUGUGGACAUUGCAGAAGGCAGAAAGCAAGACAAAGGUGGCUUCGGAUUCAGGAAAGGCGGCCCUGAUGACAGAGGAAUGGGUGGCUCUCGAGAAUCUAGAGGUGGCUGGGAUCCCCGGGAUGACUUCAAUUCGGGCUUCCGGGAUGAUUUCCUCGGAGGACGGGGUGGCAGCCGCCCCGGGGACCGGAGGGCGGGCCCUCCCAUGGGGAGUCGCUUCCGGGACGGCCCUCCCCUGCGUGGAUCCAACAUGGACUUCAGAGAGCCCACGGAAGAGGAAAGAGCACAGAGGCCUCGGCUCCAGCUUAAACCCCGGACAGUGGCGACGCCCCUCAACCAAGUAGCCAACCCCAACUCUGCCAUCUUCGGGGGGGCCCGGCCCAGAGAGGAAGUCGUCCAGAAGGGGCAGGAAUGAGCUCGCAGUUGGGAGGGAAGGGGGUGUGGGGAGUUAGAGCAGACCUCAGCCUGGGGGGCCUGGCUGCCCUCAGCCACCAUUCCUGAGCCUGACACCGCCCUCCUCCCUCGCGCACAGGAACAGCUCGAGCUGCACCAGCUGUUAACAAGUGGUUUUUAGUAGCUCGCCUCGCCCUGCCUCUGCCCUGCCUCGCCCCGCCGUGCCCACCCUGCUAGCUAGCGCCCUGCUUAAUUCUUCCCUUCCUUCCUCUCUGCCUCUCCGUACAUCUUCCUCAUCUCCAUCUCUGUCUCCCUUCUCCUUGCGGCUCUCUCUGGCUCACUCUCCCGUGCUUACGUGCUGCGGGGAGGACGGCAGGGGUGAGCAGUGGGGCCACUGUGGGGCCUUCCUUGUUCUGGGUGCUUCUCCAACCGCAUGCUGAGUUCUGUGUGCCCGCAGCCUCCAGCAUAGCGGAGGCCCUGCUAGGUUCCCCUGCCCCUUUCCUGCCCCGGCUGUCACCCCCAGUCUCAGCCAGAGUCCCGGGGCUGCCUAAGCAAAGCUGCCCUCGCCCCGCAGUAAGACCUCGGGGGUGCAGAGUGUGGAUGCCACCCAGCACGGGGGCUUGGUCCCUUCCCCUCUGCUCCCCCACGGGGUCCAAAGCAGGGCCCCCGGCAUGGAGGCCCUCCCCUCCCUCAGCAGCAGUGCCCCAUCUCCUGUGUUCAUUACUCCUACCCUGAACCCACCGCCACCCUGGGCCUGGGAUCUGGCACUCACCUGUCAACUCGGUGAGCUGAAGGUGCUGGGCACAGUCCUCUACCAUGGUACUGGCCUGUACUACCAGGAGGAAGCUUGAACACCUGUGUGAGAACAAAUGGAAAGUUCUGUAGUGCCUGAGUCCUGGGCUGUGCCAGUGGGAACAGGUGGAGUUCGCCCUGGCCCUAGAGUCUUAGGGGAAGAGGCCUGGUGCAGCUGGAGGCUGUGGGCACCAGGGGCAGUGUGCUUCCGUGGUAGCUGCCAUUGCCAGGCUUGGCUCUUGUUUGUCUGUUGCAAGGUCUCAGCAAUUUCCAGAACUCUCUUCCUCCUCCCCCUGCCUCUUCCCUCCUUCCUUCUUUCCCUCCCUUCCUCCCUCCCCUUCCCUCUUUCCUUCCUUCCUUUUGCUUGCCAUCUUUUCUGCUUCUGAGAUAAGAACCAUUUGUGUAACACCAAUAAUUAACUUAAGGAAGACCUGCAUUAUGUGGUUGCAAUCAAACCUGAUGCUUUCAGAUGCCCUACUUACAUCUCCAGUGUGGGAAAGAUAAGAACAAAUCCACCCAAACUUCCGGCCUUCCAGAAGGCCUUUAAAUGAGAAUGGAAUUCCAAACACUUAACACAUUCAGUGCUCUGACAGAACGUAGAUCUAUGGAUAUGGUAUUUUGUGAAUGAUCUUUUAAAUAAAAGAGAACCUUACGUAAUGUUUAA
Messenger RNA from Dipodomys spectabilis (banner-tailed kangaroo rat), 2229 nucleotides. It is a transcript of the gene Eif4h, whose product is annotated as eukaryotic translation initiation factor 4H. The transcript has 7 exons. The coding region runs from base 49 to 795 and encodes 248 amino acids. NCBI's taxonomy places the organism in Eukaryota, Metazoa, Chordata, Mammalia, Rodentia, Heteromyidae. The record is from RefSeq and is a predicted model, not a curated record. Gene Ontology annotation, molecular function: RNA binding.